This is a messenger RNA of Dendronephthya gigantea, 789 nucleotides long. RefSeq lists its product as uncharacterized. NCBI's taxonomy places the organism in Eukaryota, Metazoa, Cnidaria, Anthozoa, Malacalcyonacea, Nephtheidae. The transcript has a single exon. The record is from RefSeq and is a predicted model, not a curated record. The coding region runs from base 1 to 789 and encodes 262 amino acids.
AUGGCGGAAAAAAACUCGGCUGAAACUCAUCAAGUAGAAUUACAGUCAAUCUUGUCCUUGGCAGGGAUGGCGAUGAAUUUAAUACAAACAAUAAGUCAUUUUUUGUUGAUGAUUAAAUCUCGUUUCGAGAACAACAUGCUUCUAGCCGCACAUUCAACAGAGCGAAAAAGCUACUGGAAGGAAAGGGUUAGUGAAAAAUCAAGACGAAAAGCUAACAGACAGCGUCGAUCAGCCUGGUAUGUAAAAGGAAGAACAGACAAGUGGUGGGAUAAUAUGAUUUCAGGAAGAUUGCCAGAAAAUAACUGGAAGAAAAACUUUCGAAUGUCCAGGCAACAGUUUGAGAAAUUAGUGAAUGAACUAAACCAAUUAAUUGCACCAAACCUAACUUCUCCCAACUAUCGGGUAAUUUCAUCAACGAAAAAAGUCGGCAUUGCUCUUUACUAUUUAAAAGACACUGGCUCACUAUCAAUGACAGCCAAUGCCUUUAAUGUUAGUAUUUGUACAGUGUCUAAAAUUAUAAGGGAAGUGUGCUCAGCCAUAACCUAUAAGCUGGGCCCAAAAUAUGUCAAGUUACCCCAAACAGCAGAAGAUAUGAUUGAAAAAGCAUCGGAGUUUUUGUCAAAGUACGGAAUGCAUCAAGCUUUUGGAUGCAUCGACGGCACCCAUGUGCCUAUUUUAAGACCAACUGAACACUCCCAAGACUACUUUUGCUAUAAGCAGUACUUUUCCUUGAACGUUCAAGCUAUUUGUGACUUUAAGGGAAUGUUCAUGGACAUAGAUUGCACGUAG